Tigriopus californicus is the source of this 1633-nucleotide messenger RNA. RefSeq lists its product as uncharacterized. The coding region runs from base 215 to 1534 and encodes 439 amino acids. The transcript is spliced from 7 exons. Lineage: Eukaryota; Metazoa; Arthropoda; Copepoda; Harpacticoida; Harpacticidae. The record is from RefSeq and is a predicted model, not a curated record.
AGCAACAAGUAACGUGUUGUGGUGCAUGAUUGAUAAGAAACGAGAAGAAAUCUAUUGGAAAAAUAGACAGAGUCAUUACGACUAAUUUUCUAUGUGAACCUUAUCGAGAGACCCUUGAUUCAUCAAGCCCUUGAGUGUCUCUCCUUCCCUCUCUUCAAAGUGAGUGUCCCGGAGCUUUGCAUCUUCGGCCUUGCAACCCGUUCUACUUGGAGAAAUGGAGUCGAUAUUGAACAUGUGGCACCCAUCUUGGGCCGAAGUCCCUUGGAAAGCAUUUAAUGACCCCAGGGAGCGAUUUCAGGUCAUGCCAACCUUUGUAAUGGGCGAGUUCGUCUUCAUAUUUCUUUCCAUUAUCCUCUUUUUCCACGCCUUAGCUCAAGGUCGACUUCAUCUAAUGGUUUGGGCGGGAUCUUUCAUAACGGGUGUGGCCAAUGAUGCCAUAUUUAUGAUGCUUCCGCUGGUGGACAACUUUUGGCAGGCCCAGGCUUGUGUGAAUUUGACGCCGAGAAUGCCGCUCUACAUCCCUUGCGCCUAUAACGUGUUCAUGUACACUUCUACGAUGUCAGUUUGGCGCCUGAAAUUGCCACUCUUGGCUGAAGCCGCACUCACCGGAAUCAUGGGCGAAAUGAUCUACGCACCCUAUGACAUCACAGGGGCCAAGUUCAUUUGGUGGACGUGGCACUCAAGCGAUGCCAGUGUUCGAAACCGAAACUUGGGAGCUCCCGUUGGCAGCACGGUGUGGGUGAUCACUUUCACUGCUUCUUUCCAGUUGUUGCUUCGUCUACUUGUGCUCAAUCGAGUGGUAAAAAAUAAUGGGCAGAAGCAUAUUGGGAUGUUUAGAAUUGCGAGUACUCUCCUGAUGAAUGCCCUCCUUUGUACGCCUCUCAUGAUGGUCCAAAUGGCUUUCUUACAACUCAUCUCGGGCGAGUCCCAAGGUUUGCCCACCAACCGUAGCUUUGGAACCGUCCUCCUCCUUUAUGGGGCAGUCAUUUCCUUUGGCUUAUGGAACAAGUAUCGCCACUCACAGGCCAAAGGUCAGCGCCAAAGACGCCCACCUUCUCUCCCCGAGCUCGAGGAGUCAGAAAAGAAUGCUCUCGUGCCAAGGCCGGAUAUUGAUGCCGUUCCCAAAGUUGCCAUCACCCUUUAUUUCUUGUUUCUAAGCCUAAUAAUGAUGUUUGGCACUCCGGAGAACCACGUGUCGACUGGGAUCCAUCAAACUCUGGGUCCUUGUGGUGUGGAAGCCGUAGAUUUUGCAGGUCAUUUACGCGAAGAAUAUGUAUGUCUAUCCAACCACAGUGAGGAUUGGAACGCACAAUGUGACGCGGCCAUUCCCGUGGCACCCAACUUUUCAGAAUGGUAUACCAUCUGUGGUGAACCCCAUUCCAACUUUGGACUCUGGUUGGGCGUUCUAAUGGCCUUGGGCGCACUCGGCAUCACAACUUACAAUAUGGUCCUGGGAAAGAGACAUUUUCUAAAGACAGUGCUGGUCUUGGGUGAGCGCAAAAAGGAUGGGAAGGAAACGAAAAAGUUACGCUAAUUAUGUGACUUCAUAUGACUGGAAACAAACUCUCAGUUGUUGUGAAAGCGGACGAGAAAACCAGCUAAAAUUUGGAAAUAAAGCUGCGUUGCAAGAGAA